Pogona vitticeps (central bearded dragon) is the source of this 1090-nucleotide messenger RNA. RefSeq lists its product as uncharacterized. NCBI's taxonomy places the organism in Eukaryota, Metazoa, Chordata, Lepidosauria, Squamata, Agamidae. The record is from RefSeq and is a predicted model, not a curated record.
UUUUCGGUGCUGCGUCGCUGGCGGGAAGACAUGGAGGAGGCCGGAGCCUGACGGAGAGGGAAGGGGAGGUUGAUUAAGCGCCAGCUGCCCGCCAUGGCGGCGGAAGACUCGGAGCUGGAGAGGAAAGCAGUAGAAGAACUUCUAACGGAGGCCAAGCGAGGUAAAACCAGAGCUGAAACUAUGGGAGCUAUGGGCUGGAUGAAGUGCCCUCUCGCCAGCACAAAUAAGAGGUUUCUUAUUAAUACUAUUAAGAACACAUUGCACUCCCCGAAAGAGCAAGACCAGGGACAGAAACAGCAGGAAAGUGAUAAGGAAUCAGAGCCAAGCCAGAACAGGGAAGAAACGAAGCCAAAGAGAUACAAAUCACAUGCUUACACACCUAGCUUUCGGUCAAGGCGAAGAGUCAGUUCUUCUCCACCCAGGCGCAGGCAUAGGCACAGGAGCCAGAAUGCAAAUGACAAAUACGAAAAGCAGUCAAAGAAAUGAUGAGAAAAACGUCAUUCCAAGCCACGGAUUUAAUCAGACCCUGAACUUUGAUCGGGGAGGAAUCUUUGACUACAGAGUAUUCUUCAGUAUAGAUAUCUGUGUUGGUUAAAAAAAAGAUGUACGUGUUGAUAACAAGUUUCUAGAAUUACGCAAAGCAAUUUAUUGUGUACCUUAUUUGAAGAGUCUUUACAUUAGAAAAAAAGAACUGAUAGUGCAUAUGUUUCCCCUCUUUCCUCCCAGGUCAUUUAUAUUUCUAGUUCAGCUUGUUUCCUUUCAUUGGAUAGUUAACAUGUUUGUGCUUAGCACAAGUUUUGGGAAGCAUUACCAAGAUUGAUUUACAUGAGUGGUGUGCUCUGCUUAUGAUAAGUUACCUUGUUUCUAAAUGUCUUCAGUGAAGCAUCUAAACUCAUUAUUUUUAAAAUAGUUUGUUCCAUAGGUAUUGCAAACUUGGUGUGCUUCUUGGCCUUCAAAUACCUAUAUUUUAGCAAGGCAUGUAAGAGGGAAAUGAGCAAGGCUCAUACGUUGAGAAUGGUUGACGUAACAUCUAAUAUUGUAAAUUAUUUGAAAUAAUGAAAUAAAAAUGGAUUUACUAUAUACUGAUAAA